Molecule: messenger RNA, 2102 nt
Organism: Prunus dulcis (almond)
Lineage: Eukaryota; Viridiplantae; Streptophyta; Magnoliopsida; Rosales; Rosaceae
Product: putative disease resistance protein RGA1
Exons: 2
Coding region: 1-1185 (394 amino acids)
Biological process (GO): defense response to other organism
Molecular function (GO): ADP binding
Source: RefSeq, a predicted model, not a curated record
AUGGAAGCUGGAAAGGUGUUAGAAGUUCUCUAUACUUUUCCUGUCGAGGGAAUACUGAACAAGCUGGCUUCACUUGCUGCUCAAGAAAUAAGCCUGUUCCGGGGAUUCAAAAAGGAACUAACAAAACUUCGUCAAUCAUUACUCGAGAUUCAAGAUUUCUUAGGCGAUGUUGCCCAUCAGCCACAAGAACGAGGCAGGGCAUUGAAGGACUGGGUGAGAAAACUGAAAGACAUAGCUGAUGAUGCUGACAAUGUCUUGGAUGAAAUCAACUAUGAAGAUCUUCGCAGGCAAGUAGAACUGUCAAACCAAAAGAGGAAAAAGGUACGCAACUUCCUUUCCAGCUCCAAUCCCCAUUUGUUUCGUCAAAAAAUGGCACAUAAAAUCAAGAGCAUCAACGCAUCUUUUUUGGAUCUCAAAUAUGAGGCAUCUUUCAUUGGACUAGUUUCCAAGAAAAUAGAUCGAACCCCUCCAGAAAUUGGAGGGGCCAGAGAAACCGACUCAAUCUUUGAGGAAGAUGAAAUCGUCGUUGGAAGGAAUGAGGAUCUGUCAAAGAUAAUAAUUACAAUCUUGACAGACUCCAACUUGGAUCAAGAAAAUCUUUCAGUAAUGCCCAUUGUCGGAAUGGCAGGCCUGGGGAAGACAACUGUGGCUAGGUCACUAUUCAAUAAAGAUUCUAUUGGUGGACAUUUUGAGAAGAAAAUAUGGGUGUGUGUAUCUAACACUCUUGAGGUCAAUUCGAUUUUAAGUUGGAUAUUAGAAUAUCUUAACCCAACAAAGGCUGGGAUACAACGCCUAGAUGCAUUGCUUAAAAACCUAGUACAAGAAUUGGAAAAAAAGAGAUAUUUUCUUGUGCUUGAUGAUGUGUGGAACGAAGAUCCUCAAAAAUGGAGCAAUUUGAUGACUUGUUUGUCAAAACUUCGUAGUGCCCAGGGAAGCGUUGUUAUAGUCACUACGCGCAGUGCCAGUGUUGCAUCAAUCACGAAAAAAGUAAUUCCAAUGUAUGUUUUGAGAAGUCUAUCUGUUGAUGAUUGUUGGGACAUAUUGAAGAAAAGAGCAUUUCCAGAUGGUAAUGCUCCUAUUGCAAAAGAUCUAGAAACAAUUGGAAGGGAGAUUGCCAGAAAGUGUGCUGGUAUACCUUUAACGGCAAAGAUUCAGUUGCUUGACUUGGCGCCAAUCCCUCCCUGAUCAUACGCUUGGGGGGGGCAGUUUUGGAAAGUGAAUAUACAAGACAACUAGCUGCCGUCUUAUCUCCUCAUAGGAUUUUGUCAAAAGUGAGCAAAUCUUUGCAUAGUAAUAUUUCGAGGUGAUAGGCUUAAGUGUAGCAAUUUUUCAUUACAUUUGUUAUCACACCAGAUGUAUGCAUUUAAAGGGGUUAAAUAAAUUGUAAACUUACUUCUAUCAUGCAUUUAAAGGGGGUUAAAUAAACUGUAAACUUACUUCAAUCAUGGUUUAAAAUCGUCUAUGUAAUCAUAAAUAACUAUAUUUCACCAUAUCAACUUAUCAACUUGUGAUAACUCAAAAUAUAGAAGCAAGGUUUAGCGAAUUACCACAUCAAUAAGCAAUAUUUUCGUGAAUUGUGAGACCAGGUUUGACAACUAGUGUGGUUAUUUUCACCUAUUUGUCAUAUUUCCUCACCCACAUUAUCUUCAAAUAUUUAACGAUAAAUUUACCCCUUUGUAAAAAAACCUUUGCACAUUAUUUAUCUCCUUUUGAAAAGAAAUCGAUGCCACAGUGGCUUCAUGACAUGUCUAAUAUGUACUAGUCGCUCCCAUUACAGAACAAAUUGAUGCUAGUUCUGCUUCAGAAUCAGCAAUUGCUUGCCUUAGCUAUGCCAUUAACAAGGGAGACCAUAUAUGCUGACAAAUUCAUGUUUUUUAAUCGCAUUUUACUAUAUCAAAGCAUCUGUAGUUCUGAUCAAGUGCCAUUAACAAAUUCAAAACAUCAUUUCAUAUUACAAGCCGGAAAUCAACUAGAAGCAUUCCGUUUGGCAGUAAAGAAAGAUGAGGAAAAAAUUUCAGCAAUAGAUUUUAUCAUUUAGAAUAUCGAUACCUUUCCUAAGAUGGAUUUGCUUGAAUUAAUAAUUAAAGGGUAUUUUAGGAAUA